Messenger RNA from Amoebophrya sp. A120, 1572 nucleotides. Lineage: Eukaryota; Dinophyceae; Syndiniales; Amoebophryaceae. The record is from the annotation of a GenBank genome assembly.
CGGCGGCCGGCCUCGGGCUAGGGGUCGCUGCGUGCGUUGUAAACGCCAACCCUCCCCGCCGUACCGUCGAAGCAGAUACUGCGUCCGUCGCCGGUUCCUGUCGGAGCGCUGGCCUGGCAGCCCCGCAAAAGGAAUUUGCUGUUGCGCUCCGGGCAGACUUCGAAGGUGAGCUGGUCGCGGGCCGGAACCGAGCAAAGGAUUUAUGCCAGGUACCUCUGCCUGUCUGUUUGCGAAUGGUUCUUGCUCGGGUGCUUUUGCUAGUGCCGCGCACAUAUUAACCUGUGCGCGGAUGCCAUCUGCUGUUGCGUCAGCGUGCGCUGUGCAAAAUGUUCAUCUCCUUUGCUUCUCCACUACCUGCAGGACCUGCGCCAGUCCUUCGCUCGCCGGGGGUGCAAGAUUGCGCUGCCGUCGUGUACUCUCGAUGACGUCGAUUGUUUGCUUAGCGGAAGGCAGCCUGCGGUCAGGAAGGGCUCGACCACGACUAGGACGGUCGUGCUGCCGUUCCUGAUUGGACGAGAGAUUGCCGUGGUUAACUUGGUAAUCGAUUUUUCCGACGCAGACCGGCCGUUGCAGUACGGCACCAGCUUGCCACGCCGAUAUUCCCGGGCUGCUUUUACACUUGCAGGAGACCACCACGACGUCGUCGCGCAGCGUGCAACUAUCAACGCCGCCUCAAUGGGCGUUUUAGCGGCGAGAGCCAAUGCGCAGUACUCCGAGGAGAGGAGCGAUCUUUCUGCGGAAGAAAAUGACAAUCCUCACGCCGCUCCCGGCAGUUUUUCCGAGAACGAUGAUAGAACUGCCCUGUCCGGAUCCGUGGUGCCAGCACUGCAGAAAAGAGAUUGUCCUCCAUCACCGCAGCGCCCGAUCACUCCGGGCUGCGCGAAGCAGAAAACCGCCCUUGCAGAAAGCUGCGAACGUUUUUGGAAUUACGUGCUGGACCACCACGCGCCGCGAUGGUUUCGGGAGCGCGUGCAGAGAAAGAUUCCGUUUGAACAGUUUCUAGACGACUAUUACCAGCGCACGUUCCGCACCCGCAGAAUUCUACUGGAGAGCGAGGAGCUGGAGGAAAAUUCGCAGAAGUAUUCCCCCACGGCCGAACCCUACCGGCAGUUGACCAUCGCUCCCGGGGUUCUGGACCGGAAAAUAGAUCGCGAGGAGCACCGCCCGAAGAGUCCGCAGCUCACGUUGAAUUCGCUUACUGAGCAUGAAUUUCUUCUCUGCGAAACACUUACCCGGAUGUAUCAGGUGGAUUGCGAAGGGCCCGAUGCCCUCCUGCAUCGGUUGCGUACGCGGCUUCGUGCGGAUGCGCCUUUUCUCAAGAGAUUGGUUGCAGUGUCGCAAAACCGAAAAGAAGCUGCGCUUUGCUAACGUGCGAAGAUGAAACACCGUAUUGCGAUAUAUUUUUUGUGGAGGCGAGUUCUAUCACUGUCUGUACUUCUCCUGUGAGAACACGAUUUCCGUUCUUGUGUGCGACAAAAAAUUCUCGGACCUGUAUGUAAUAAACUGCUAGAAAUGAAAGCAUGAUGCGUAUUCGUACCACUGCGGAAAAUGGCGCGCGAGAUCCAAACCUGC